Messenger RNA from Piliocolobus tephrosceles (Ugandan red Colobus), 2381 nucleotides. RefSeq names its product O-acyltransferase like protein. Gene Ontology annotation, molecular function: acyltransferase activity, transferring groups other than amino-acyl groups. The transcript is spliced from 16 exons. Lineage: Eukaryota; Metazoa; Chordata; Mammalia; Primates; Cercopithecidae. The record is from RefSeq and is a predicted model, not a curated record. Bases 1 to 2076 code for a protein of 691 amino acids.
AUGGGCCUGACUGUACUAAUUUGCCUGCUGUCUUUUCAACUUACUUUUGUUUUUCCUGCAAGAAACAUUUCUCUGAAGUGCAUGCAAGAUACUGAUGAAUUCCUUUCCGAUCUGGAUUCAGUGAAGCCCAAAGAAUACGCUCUAAGAAUGUAUGACUCUCUGGGGAAGCUUGGGAGCAACAUUCUUAAUGGAAACAAGGACAGGCUGGGAUCAUACAGCGAGUGUCUUUCCACGCAUGCUCCCAAGGGGAACUUCCGAGGGCAGUACUGCAAGCUUCACAUACUGCAGGAUGGGACGGACUACAGCGUGGGCGUGUGUGUCCCUGAUUCUUGUGCUGAAGAGGAUGUGACUCUGAUGUCUCGGCUGGAUACUUUAAGAUUCAGAAAUACUUCAUUUCUGGCCCCUUCUCUCUUUCUUUUUACAAUAAAUUCUUCCUCCUCGUCUGGUGGGAGUGUGGCCAGAUGUGCUACUGGAACGUUCCCCCUGGACACAUUUGCUGCUGUAUGUCUGUUCAUCACCUUGCUGGGUCUCAUCCUCCCUCUGGCUGGAACAGUCUGCGUGGCAGCUAGGGAAUGGGGGUCAGCCUGCAGGACAUCGCAGGAACAUGGGGCACCUCUGGCCACUUACGGGAGUCUGCCCCUGAGCAAGGCGGAAAGCAAUGAACAAAGCAGCAGAAUCCCACGGACGCACUGCCCGGCACAUCUGCCCCUGUCAGCAGCUCCGAGCAGAGGAAAAAGGUUUCUAGGAGCCAUGGUUCAUGCUCUGGAGUGCUUUUCUUGGCAGAAGAAUGUGCCAGCCAUCUGGACUACAAAGACACCAGGCAGCACCUGCUCUGCACUGAAUGGCGUUCGUGUUUUGAGUCUUCUGUGGAUCAUCUCGGGACAUACCAGUCAGAUGACUGCAUGGCUGUCUUUGGAUAAUGUGCUUGAAUGGAAAAGCAGAGUGCUUAGAAACCCACUGUACAUUUACUCUCGGAGUGGUCCCUUCUAUCUUGGAGUGGAUACAUUUUUCCUGAUCAGUGGUUGGUUAAGUGCAACGUCCUUUUUAAAGAUGCAUCGGAAUUCAGACAAAGGAAUUACAGGAAUAACCCCUAAAGUCAUACUCAGAUACUUUCUCCGUCGCCUGGUGAGGUUGCAGCCUCUUCACCUGUAUUCAGUGUGCUUGUUGGUUGGACUGUUCUCUCUUGUUCCCUGGGGACCUGUCUGGGAAGUGCCCAAAUUCCACUGGGAUAACUGCCAGCAAGCAUGGUGGACAAAUCUGCUGCUGCUAAAUAACUUUGUGUCGGUCAAGAAUGCGUGCAAUGGCUGGACCUGGUACCUUGCCAAUGACUUCCAGUUCCACCUCACCACACCAGUGAUUAUCUUCAUCCACGCAAAGAGUACACAAAUCCUCAUCCUCCUUGGAGCCAUGCUGUUCUUGGCAUCUUUCACAGCCACUGCUCUGAUCACACUGGCAUAUAAACUUCCUGUGGUGGCUCCAUCAGAAGCCAGUGAAGAGGCUACUGUAUUGUAUUUUGUGGAGUACUACACAAAGCCCUACUGCCGAUUCGGGCCAUUUCUCGUGGGCCUCUUUCUGAGCAUUUACAUGCACCAAAACAACCAGGAAAACAUUCUCAGAACCAAGAUGCAGGUCCGGCUGGGCUGGAGCUGCUCCCUGGCCACCCUAUUUGCGGUGGCCGCUCUGGUAUACGUGGUGGACGACGCUUCUGCUUCCUUUCCAGUAGCUGCAGUUCUCUACCAAGCCCUCCACCGGACCCUGUGGGCGGCAGCCGUGGGCUGGGUCCUUUCUGCGUGCCAGGGAGGAUAUGGAGGUCUGGUGAACCGUGUGCUUUCUUGGGACAUCUGGAGUUUCCUGUCCAGCAUCAGUUAUGCUUGCUACUUGGUGCAUCCGAUUCUGAUCAUCCUUUACAAUGGCUUUCAGGAAACACUGAUUCAUUACACUGACACAAACAUGUUCUAUCUUUUCUCUGGACGCUGUGUGCUGACCUUCGUCACUGGGCUGGCCCUGACGCUGUUCAUUGAGAAACCAUGUCAGGAACUGAAGCAGUGCCUGCUGGGCCAUGAAUGUUCUGGUUAAAACACAAAAGAAUGGAUGGACCUUAUUGGUAAUGACGAGCAAAGAUGAGGUGGCCUUGUUUCUGCAAUGAAUGCUUGUGUUCCUAAGAAGGGGUGUGAAUCUCAUUUUGUGAAAGUUUAAUAUAUACAUGUUCUUUGUAUUUAAUAUGUGAAAGAGUUCUUAGUGCUUAAUGAUGUUCUAUAAAUUUUCAGUGGCACAAUAAUAAACUUUUGUUGUACCAUUUUAGCAAAAAUACAACCUGGAUUUCUUUUUGAUUUAAUCUGUAUUUGAUUGUCUAUAUUAAUUAUCACAGGAAAUGAUUAAAU